AUGGAGGACUUCCUGCAACUGAUUGUCAAAUGUUUUCCGAUGGCAACGUUUAUCCUUAUAGCUGCAUCAUGUACCAGCAAACCAAAAGAACAAGUCGUUUCCCGUGGAAGAAAGCUGACGAUGUCAACGUCUUCAAUGACUUCUGAACUUGAAGACGAUGAUAGAAAAGAAGAAGUGGAAGAAGAAAAAGUUGUGAUUCCAAUGGAAAUGAACGAAGAAGAGAAUAGAAAAGUAGCAUGUGGAAAUAAGAAGGAUUCGAAGGACAAGCCAGAAAAACCAGGAGAAGACUCACCUGACAAGAAAGAUAACAACAAAAAGGAAGAGCUGAAAGCGGAACAAGAAAUUAUUCUCGAUGAGACGAAUCCGCAUUUCGCAUAUCUUCUUGCUGGCGAGAAUCGCGAACCGAAAGACUGUGUUUUCCAUUCGAGAGGGGCUCUUGAACAGACUGCCGCAUUUCAAUGGACAAUGAAAAAGAGACUUUCGUUUGAUGAGGGAUGCUGGAAACAGUUGAGCCGUAGAAUAUCUGCCAUUAAAGCUGAGGGAUUCGAGGUUCGCGUCAAUACACGACAGGCAAAGGAGAACAGAAACAAUGCUGAUCGUGAAACGAAAUUGGAUGCAGUUUUCGCCAAAUGGGCAGCUGUGAAACCGAAAAAGAAAGGAGCAGAAUGA
Molecule: messenger RNA, 669 nt
Organism: Caenorhabditis briggsae
Lineage: Eukaryota; Metazoa; Nematoda; Chromadorea; Rhabditida; Rhabditidae
Exons: 4
Coding region: 1-669 (222 amino acids)
Source: RefSeq, a predicted model, not a curated record